Molecule: messenger RNA, 1530 nt
Organism: Alternaria rosae
Lineage: Eukaryota; Fungi; Ascomycota; Dothideomycetes; Pleosporales; Pleosporaceae
Exons: 3
Coding region: 1-1530 (509 amino acids)
Biological process (GO): phospholipid metabolic process
Molecular function (GO): phosphatidate phosphatase activity; oxidoreductase activity
Source: RefSeq, a predicted model, not a curated record
AUGUCUACAAACCUCUCAGCCAGCGACCUCUUCAACGUCAACGGCAUGGUAGCCGUCAUCACAGGAGGCGGAACUGGCAUCGGGCUAAUGAUGGCCAAAGCCCUAGCAGCCAACGGCGCCCACCGCAUCUACAUCGUGGGCCGCCGUCCAGACGUCCUCCACUCGGCCGCCAAAAGCAUCAACCCAGAAACCGUCAUUCCACUCCCCGGCGACGUCACCUCUCGCGAAUCUCUCCUCUCAAUCGCAAAGCACGUCGAGACCGAAACAGGCUACAUCGACCUCCUCAUCUGCAACGCCGGCAUCAUGGGCCCUAAGCCGCUCAAAGCAGCACCAGGAUGCGCCGCGCCGUCAGUCGCAGAGUACGCAGCACACGCGCUCGAGACGCCAAUGGCCGACUUUACAAACACGUACGCGGUCAACAACACGGCGGUAUAUUAUACGGCGCUGUCCUUCCUCACGCUCCUCGACGCGGGGAACGGUAGGAAAACCGCCCACACUGAUGUCCGUUCUCAGAUUAUAACGACAUCGAGUAUCGGCGGUUUCUCGCGUUUACCCGGCGCGUCAUUCGCUUAUAAUAGCAGUAAAGCGGCUGUUACGCAUAUGACCAAGAUGCUGGCUACGGCGUUUGUGCCUUACGGUAUCCGUUGUAAUGUACUUGCACCGGGCAUUUUCCCGUCAGAGCUCGCGAUGGGCAUUAUUGGGUCGUUGGAGAAGGGACCCAAUGGGGAGAUACAAUUCCUCGCUGAACCCUUCCACCGCAUGUUCUUCCUCGACAACCUCUCCAUCAACUACCCGCACGCAGAGCACGAACGCGUCCCCGUCUCCUGGCUCUUCAUCUACGCGGGCGCCGUGCCCCUCGGCGUCCUUAUCGCCUGGGCCCUUGUCCUGCGCCCCGGAACACACAAAGCGCACGUCACGAUCCUUGGCUGGUUCAUCAGCAUGAUCCUUACCAUGUUCAUAACGGAUGUGAUUAAGAACGCUGUCGGUCGUCCUCGUCCCGAUCUCAUCGCGAGAUGCAAACCCGCUCCUGGCACGCCCGCCCACCAACUCGUUACUUUUGACGUCUGCACCGAAACGGAUCACCAUGUUUUACACGACGGGUGGCGCAGUUUUCCCAGCGGACAUAGUAGUUUCUCCUUCAGCGGACUCGGCUACCUCGCCCUCUUCAUCGCAGGCCAAUGCCACGUCUACCGCCCACGCGCGGACCUCGCUCGCGUCCUCCUCGCUCUCGCGCCCCUGCUCGGCGCAGCGCUUAUAGCGAUUUCCCGUUGUGAAGACUACAGGCAUGAUGUUUAUGAUGUUAGUGUGGGAUCGGUGUUGGGUAUGGCUGUGGCGCAUUAUACGUAUAGGAGGUAUUAUCCUGCGCUGAGGAAUCGGGGGUGUGCGGAGCCGUUUCCUAAUCCCGCGGAUGAGAAGGGCUGGGGGAAGGUCAAGGGGGAUGAGGAGAGUUUGAGGAAUGCGGAGGAGUUUGAGUUGAGUGAUCUUGAGGAAGGGGAUGAGGAGGGGAGGAUGUUGAAUGGGCGGCGGUGA